AUGAAAAUAUUUUGUGUACUUCUAUUUUUAAUUUGCGAACUUAAGGUAUCUAUUAUUUACAUCAGAUCUUUCUCCGAAAAAAAAUAUCAAAAGAAAAUAUUUUCUAGGCUUAUCAAGUUUCGGAGAAAGAUCUUAUCACACUUCGCUCAAAAGUUUUCAUCAAAUUAGAUAAAUGUACAAAAUGGAGGGAAGGAUUGGAAAAUUCAAAAAUUCUAGAUUAUCUUCUAUACAACUCGAAAUUCGAUGAGUUCAGGUAAAUUCAUAGCGAUUUGAUAUUAGGAAUCGGGAGUUUUCUAGAAUUGCAGCCACUGAAAUUGCGGCUGAUAAUUAUCCAGAAAGUAUUGAUUGUUUGGAUAGUUCUUCAAAAGAGAUUCGAGAGUUACAGGAAGUCAGAUUGAAUCAGGAUUCACAAGGAAGAACUCAUGAUUUAGAGCUCGAGCAUUUUUUGGAUCCUCAUCAAAUUAGAGAGAUUCACGGAGUGUUGGAGAAGACUGGAAGAGCUGAUCUGAUUGAAAAAGCGGUAGGAAAUUUUGAGCAGCAAAAUAUAAAAUUGAAACACUUUCAGCUCCAUCAACAUUUCUCGCUUCUUUCUGAAAAACGUCGAGCUCAAUUAGUCAACGAGUUUUUCGAAACUUCGAAAAUACGCUCAAAAAGAGGACUUGUUGAAGUUGCGCAAUCUCGUGAACCAGAACCGUUAAAGCCUGAAUUGUUGAGUUGGCAAACAUCCAGACAACGUGGAUUGGUUAGAAAUAUGGAGGCGAAGAAAUCAUCGAAAUGGGCUAUUAUGUUGCUUAUUGGAAGACAGUUUUAUCAUUUGAGAAAGAGCUCAAGGGUUAAAUAUGAACCGUGAGUUUUUCUCUAACAAUUGUAAAAUUAAAACUGAACAUUCUACCAAAAAAAAGUUGAAGAACCUAGAUACCUGCAGAACUGGAAGGGCAAUUAUCGAAUAAAAAUGUUAAAUCAGGCCAAAUCCUGAUAUUCAGGGCGUCUAAAUGGGGUCAUCUCGAAUCCCGAAUUAAACUCACGCUUUUUUUAGUUCAAAUGGUCCCAGAUUGCAACAUUUUAUUUUUCAAUAAUAAAAUUCCUCACAAUUUUUUUUCCAAAAAAAAAACAAUUUACAGCGUGAACUAGAAAACUUAUAAACGUGUAUUAGCACCCUCAAUUUUUAAAAUUUCUAGAAAACUCAUCGAAUACUGCACGUCAAACAUCCAAACCAUAAUCGGCAAUGAGAGUUUCACAGAACUUCAAUCAAUGUUCCAAGACAGUGAUGAAAUCGAGCACAUCAGCACAAAAUAUCAACAAAUAAUUGCAAAUCUACCAGAUGAGGAAGAUCGGCUAACUGCAGAUCAUUACGGACAAUUCUGUCGAAAAAUCUAUCGAUUAGUCAAAUUCGAACAAACUGAUCUAUUUUCUUGGAUGAAUGCAAGACAAAAGAUUCAAUUAGCUGAAAUGAUCAAAGAUAGUGGAAUUGAGGAUGAACAAGUUUAUGAAAAAUUAUAUGAAAUAUUCAAUCAGACAAAAGGAGAAGCGAGAGAAGAAGCUGAUGAGAUUAUUACUUUGGGUUGUAGACAAUUUAUUGGAAAUAUUUUGGGAGAUGAAAUUGCUGAAGAAAUUGAGGAUAUGAGAUGGUCCAGAAAUGUUUCAUCACAAUAUAUUGCAGCUGUACUAAUGAUGAAGAAUCAAGAAUUGGAGAAUUCGGCAGACGAGCAACGAAAAGAAAAACAAGAAGAAGAAGAAGAUCAUACAACUCGCGUAAGGUCAGUUAGAAAACACAAGUAAAUGAAUAAAUAAAUUCGUAUAAAUUUUCAGAGAAUCUCUCUCAAUUUGCAAACGAAUUUACUUGGAUUACAAUGGAAGUUGUAGUUGCAAUGGUUUUUCAGACACCUGCGAUUCAACAACUCAUACUUGUCAAAUGUGCUCGGAAAAUCGAGCUGGGCAUCAAUGUGAAAGUUGUGCAAAAGAUUUUGAGAUGAUAAAUUCAACGUGUGUUCGAAGAAGUUGUCAAUGCAAUAAUCAUUCGGAAAAAUGUAGUGGAUUGAUUUGUCAAGAAUGUCAACAUAAUACGGUUGGGGAACAAUGUGAAUUAUGCGCUGAUGGAUUUUAUGGAGAUGCGACACAAGGGGAAUGCAAACAAUGUCCUUGUCCGUGAGUUGAGAUUUAGGGAAAUUGAAAAAACAAUGACCAAUUUCCGUUGAAAAAUUGAAAUCCUGAUGUUUGAGUUUUAGAAAAAUUCCGGGAAUUCAGCCACGUGGCAACAGAUUUAGAAAAAAAGAUGUGAAAAUUUUUAUGAACGAACCAAUUUCCAGAAAAUCUGGCGAGUGUUCGAUCAACUCUGAAAAUAUUCUAGAAUGCUCAGAUUGUCCAGUUGGAUUUGUUGGAAUAUCGUGUGAUAUCGAUAGUAAAACCUAUUCACUAAAUCUCUCAACUACAACAAUUUUCCAACAAACAACAACUCCAAUGAAUAAUAUCAAUAAUUCUAUUGAGGAUAAUGAUGUUUGA
Caenorhabditis angaria is the source of this 2499-nucleotide messenger RNA. Lineage: Eukaryota; Metazoa; Nematoda; Chromadorea; Rhabditida; Rhabditidae. The record is from the annotation of a GenBank genome assembly.